Laetiporus sulphureus 93-53 is the source of this 1176-nucleotide messenger RNA. RefSeq names its product Nucleotidyltransferase. The transcript has 6 exons. Gene Ontology annotation, biological process: RNA 3'-end processing. Gene Ontology annotation, molecular function: poly(A) RNA polymerase activity; mRNA binding. The record is from RefSeq and is a predicted model, not a curated record. Lineage: Eukaryota; Fungi; Basidiomycota; Agaricomycetes; Polyporales; Laetiporaceae. Gene Ontology annotation, cellular component: nucleolus; TRAMP complex. The coding region runs from base 1 to 1176 and encodes 391 amino acids.
AUGCCUACCUACGCAGAUGUACUAGCGGCCCAUCGAGACGGGACUGAAACAGCUGCAUCGACUUCGUCGGCGAGCGCGACGCACGAUGAACCGGACGGUGCCAGACAGGGUACCGCGAAGAGGAAGAGGGCUAAGAAGAACCGCUUCAUAACCGCGACUGAGGGCACUCUCUGGCCAUGGAACGACUCAUUAGGCAUGGCAGCGUACGAGAGCAAGGAGCAACGACUACAUGAUGAGAUCGUCGCCUAUGUAUCCUAUAUCAUUCCGACAGAUCAGGAGAGGCGAGCACGCGAAAAGAUCGUCACACGUGUCAGAGACGUUGUUAGGAAGCGGUUCCCCAAAGCCAACUUGGCUAUGUUUGGCAGUACAGCGCAGAAUCUCAAUCUACCAGAUAGCGAUAUUGACCUUGCGAUGACCGUACCUGGAGAACUUGACUUCGAGGCCAGGAAGAGAGUGCUCUUCCAACUCUCGGCGGCGCUCAAUAACUCACUUUUAACGCGCGAUUCUUUCGUGAGACAUCGAGCACGCGUACCGAUCAUUUCAUUGACGACCGUUCCGGAACUUGGAUCGUUCAAGGUGGACAUCAGUGUAAACUCCACUGACGGUGUAAAGGCAGUCCCCAUAAUAAAGGACUACAUUGACAAGAUGCCUGCUCUCCGAUACCUCGUUAUGGUACUGAAAGGGUAUAUGUCUCGACUACGCUUGAACAACGCAUCAGAAGGAGGACUAAGCGGUUACUCGAUCAUCUGCUUAGCGAUCAGUUUUCUGCAGCUCAAUCCGAAGAAGAUACAUCUCGAUGAGAUUGAGAAGCCGCUCGAGAGGGAAUCUCUUGGACGGCUUGUACUCGCCUUUCUCGAUUACUACGGCAACGAGUUCGAUUAUGAAGACUCUUGCAUAUCUAUAACGAAUGGAGGACUUGUCAGCAAGGAGGACAGGGGAUGGCAGAUGCCAUCGCUUCCGGAACAUCUGUCUAUCGAGUGUCUGGUAAACCCAGACCACGACAUCGGACGGCCGACGGGCAAGAUCAAACAAGUGCGGACUGCAUUUCGCGAGGCGCAUUAUGUGUUGCACAGCUAUCCGUUCGCAAUAACGCACAGCAACAUCCUCGGCACCAUACUGGGUAUAUCUCCUGAGGUGCGUGUUGUACUGACCCUCCCCGAUUUCGGCAGAACCUAG